Paracoccidioides brasiliensis Pb18 is the source of this 1506-nucleotide messenger RNA. RefSeq lists its product as uncharacterized. The record is from RefSeq and is a predicted model, not a curated record. Bases 1 to 1506 code for a protein of 501 amino acids. The transcript is spliced from 7 exons. Gene Ontology annotation, molecular function: heme binding; monooxygenase activity; oxidoreductase activity, acting on paired donors, with incorporation or reduction of molecular oxygen.
AUGUUGUCUACCCUUUUGCCCACCUCCCUACGUGUGAUUGCCGUUCUCCUUGGGGCGGCACCAGCCUUGAUUCUGGCCGCUCGGGUGAUUUAUCGACUCCGUUUUCACCCUCUCGCCCAGUUUCAGGGGCCCUGGUAUGCAGCUGCGACUUCGCUUACUUUGGCCGCCCUCUCCCUGGUUAGACUCGAUAUCGUGUGGAUAGAAUACUUAGUGAAGAAGUAUGGCCGAAGGCACCCAAUCCGAAUCCAACCGAAUCUUCUGUUGUUUCCUCAUCCCUCCGCACUAAAGGAAAUAUAUUGCGACCCAAAAUGCAAUACCAAGUCCAGCAUGUAUGGAACUGGCGUUUUCGGUCCUCCACAUCUAUUUUCGACCCUCGACGGCGAUAAGCAUCGUGAGCUUCGAAAGUCUCUAGGAGGUGCACCAUGGACUAUAGGAUCGUUGAAGAACAACUGGGAGCCAAGAUUCGAUGACCACGUCCUCUUACUUUGCCAGAAGUUAAAGGAGAAUGCAGACGCCAAUGAACCGGUGAUUUUGUGUGACAGGGUAGCUCAAUUCGCUGCGGAUAUUGUCACGAUGUUACUCUUCACUGAGCCUUUCGGUUUCGUGCGCAAUGCCAGAGACGAACGUCGAAUUCUUGAGACAUGGCGCCAGAGUCUAAAUAUCUUUGCCUUUGCCUCUCGAUUCAAUUUCUUCCAUUAUUAUCUCGCGAGGAUUCCCGGAUUCAGUACUUUAUUCUUUCCCAAGAAAACAGACGUUUAUGGCAUGGGGUGGCUGAUGGGGGAGUCCGAAAGACAAGUUAAUGAGCGCCAAGCUCUGGUGCAAAGAGGUCUCGCUCCAAAAAUCCCGGACUUUUUGCAACAUUGUCUCGACGCCCGACUGGACAAAAAACCACUGAGCCAAUCCCAGAAGGAGGCUCAUGUGACGCUUUUCGUGCAAGCUGGAUCCGACACUACGGCUACAGCGCUCGGAUCGACCUUGCGUUUCCUCAUAGUUCAUUCAGAAAAACUGGGGCGUGCAACGCAAGAAAUUAAUCAGGCAUAUCGUUCUGGAUUGCUUUCAACCCCGGUGAAAUAUGAGGAAACACGACAACAUCUUCCAUAUAUCGCGGCUUGCAUUAAGGAAGCAUUGAGGCUCCAACCACCAGCGACUAAUCUCUUCGGUCGUGUUGUUCCAAAGGGCGGAAAGAUAAUUGGCGGGCAUUAUAUCCCUUCAGGUGUUGAGAUCACCAGUACGGCGUGCGUUGUUCAAAGGGACCCGGAAGUUUUCCAUCCCGAUCCACAUUUAUUCCGACCAGAGAGGUGGCUGGACAGAAACAAGGCAGCUGAAAUGGAUACUGCUAUAUUUAGUUUCGGAAUUGGCCCACGGACCUGUCUCGGAAGGGACAUUGCACAUAUGGAACUAUACAAGGUUAUUCCGGAGCUUAUCCGGCGGUUCCACUUCGAUCUUGUAGAGCCGGGUGAAUAUCUUGUUUUGAAGCUUGCUGUUUUCAAGUGCUUUCACAUUUAA